This is a messenger RNA of Lodderomyces beijingensis, 1272 nucleotides long. NCBI's taxonomy places the organism in Eukaryota, Fungi, Ascomycota, Pichiomycetes, Serinales, Debaryomycetaceae. The record is from the annotation of a GenBank genome assembly.
AUGACGUCGCUGAUACUUCUAGAUACAUUGAAAACAGAUUUGGACCAAAGCUACCGGACCCAGCUCGAUUCAGACCCAGAAUUCUACAAGGCGGCAAGCAAAUACCUCCAAGAUCUACUCGUCAAUGAUGAGCUCCUCUCAACAGAUGCAUUCACUACCACUACAACAACAACACCAAAGAGGCCGACCCGCACGAUAGUUGAAGAGAUUGCAGAAUUGGACUCGGCAAGACACAACAUAAGCCUACAGCUAAGCUCGCUCGCAAAUGCAAAUCGAGACCUUAUCCUCGACGUGAACAGCGACUUGGACGAAGUUCAACGCAAGUUCGCUACUGAAUACCAGCAAUGCAUAGACUCCAUACUCAAAAAUCUCGAUUCAGCCCCCUCCGUACAUCAUAAUCGUAACCAUCACCACCACCGCCAGAACCAAAACCACCAUGAUAAAACCCAGCAACUGCAUCAACGUCUACUCGAUCUGAUCAAACAGGGAAACAUGAUUUUGAGCAACAUGGACUCCGUAUUGGAUAUACUCGAGCUUCCCACUCUAUGCAAGCUAUGUAUACUACAAGGCAAUUACCAGGAGAGUCUAGAUAUUUCCAUCUUUGCCAAGUCGCUCACCAUCAGAUUCCCCAAAUUGCAGAUUUUCAAAGCGAUAUCGAUCCAAGUCCAAGCCGAGUUGCAAGUGAUGCUAAAGGGGCUCAUAAAGCUCCUCAAUACUGACCUCAGGCAAAACCAUAUCCUCAAGAUAUUCCAAAUCUUGAAUAAAUUGGAGAGUGUAGACGACAAGUCGCUACAACGCAUCUACUUGAAUAGUCGGUUCAAGUUUAUCCUCGACGAAAUCUCGAGCUUGACGCCGAUUUUAAAGUUUAACAAAUUGACCUAUUUGAAGCGGUACGUGGAGAUUUACCGGGAACACGUUUACGCCGCGUUGUCCAUGUACCAUACCAUUUUCAAAGAAGAGGAGAAUUUGUUGCUUUUGAACCAGUUCAUCACCACCUUGGGUGAGAACUUGUGCCGCGAGUUUAUCAAAUACCUCCCGGCAAUCAAGUCGCAACAACAACAACAGCAGCAGCACGGUUCGAUUGAAUCGGAGAUGGAGUUGAAAAACUCAAUCGAUGGUUUACUACUCCAGUUGAUCUACUUGAGCAAGUCGCUAUCUAGUUUCCAAUUCGAAUUUGAGCCAAUUUUUUUGCUUCAGCUUUGCUAUAAAAAUGAAAUCUUUACAGAAAAGGAAUGGGUAGAGAACAUGUCAAAAGUGAAAAAACACCGGUAA